AUGGCCUGGAGUUUCCACGGGAAAGCCCAGCUUGGGGGACUGCUCCUCUCCCUCUUCGGCUGGGUCUGCUCAUGUGUCACCACCAUCCUGCCCCAGUGGAAGACUCUCAAUCUGGAACUGAACGAAAUGGAGACCUGGAUCAUGGGGCUUUGGGAGGUCUGCGUGAAUCAGGAGGAAGUUGCCGUGUGCAAGGCCUUUGAGUCCUUCUUGUCUCUGCCCCAGGAGCUCCAGGUAUCCCGAAUCCUCAUGGUAGCCUCCCACGGGCUGGGGCUACUGGGGCUCCUGCUCUCUGGCUGUGGGUCCGAAUGCUUCCAGUUUCACAGGAUCAGAUGGGUAUUUAAGAGGCGGCUUUGCCUCCUGGGAGGGACUUUGGAAACAUCUGCUUCAGCCACUACCCUCUUUCCAGUCUCCUGGGUAGCCUACGCCACGAUCCAAGACUUCCGGGAUAACAGCAUCCCUGAGAUUGUGCCUCGCUGGGAGUUUGGAGAUGCCCUCUACCUGGGCUGGGCUGCUGGUAUUUUCCUGGCCCUUGGUGGGUUACUCCUCAUCUUCUCAGCCUGUCUGGGAAAAGAAGACGUGUCCUCUCUCCAGAUGGCUGGCCCUAGAGCCCCGCCGUUCUGUGCCCCAGCAAAUGAGUCCAAUGACUCCUUCUAUCUGACACCAAGACCUAGGAACCUGUUCAUCUAGGACCUGCUUCUGCCAAGGAAUCUCCGGAAUAAAGGAAUGUCAGUAGAACCCUUUCCCUUCCUUAUUCUUUACCACCUUCUAUAUAUUUUCCUCAUUUGGGGGU
Messenger RNA from Panthera uncia (snow leopard), 790 nucleotides. It is a transcript of the gene CLDN25, whose product is annotated as claudin 25. Lineage: Eukaryota; Metazoa; Chordata; Mammalia; Carnivora; Felidae. Gene Ontology annotation, cellular component: bicellular tight junction; plasma membrane. Gene Ontology annotation, molecular function: structural molecule activity. Gene Ontology annotation, biological process: bicellular tight junction assembly; cell adhesion. The record is from RefSeq and is a predicted model, not a curated record. The transcript has a single exon. Bases 1 to 687 code for a protein of 228 amino acids.